Messenger RNA from Eublepharis macularius, 766 nucleotides. It is a transcript of the gene POLR2I, whose product is annotated as RNA polymerase II subunit I. The transcript is spliced from 6 exons. NCBI's taxonomy places the organism in Eukaryota, Metazoa, Chordata, Lepidosauria, Squamata, Eublepharidae. Gene Ontology annotation, molecular function: zinc ion binding; DNA-directed RNA polymerase activity; nucleic acid binding. Bases 87 to 464 code for a protein of 125 amino acids. Gene Ontology annotation, biological process: transcription initiation at RNA polymerase II promoter; transcription-coupled nucleotide-excision repair; maintenance of transcriptional fidelity during transcription elongation by RNA polymerase II. Gene Ontology annotation, cellular component: RNA polymerase II, core complex. The record is from RefSeq and is a predicted model, not a curated record.
ACAACUCGUUUUGCGCCUGCGCCGUUUAGGGGGCACGGGCCGUAUUAUGAUCUGCGCUUGCGCACUUUCGGGACUCGGCGGUUACCAUGGAAUCGGAAGGGGCCUACGAGCCGGGCUUCGUGGGGAUCCGUUUCUGUCAGGAAUGCAACAACAUGUUGUAUCCAAAAGAAGACAAAGAGAACAGGAUCCUUCUCUACGCAUGCCGGAACUGUGACUACCAGCAGGAAGCUGACAACAGCUGCAUCUAUGUCAACAAGAUCACACAUGAAGUUGACGAACUGACCCAGAUCAUCGCUGACGUUUCUCAGGACCCAACUCUGCCCCGAACAGAGGACCACCCCUGUCAGAAGUGUGGCCACAAGGAAGCCGUAUUUUUCCAAUCUCACAGUGCAAGGGCAGAGGAUGCCAUGCGGCUGUAUUACGUCUGCACAGCCCCACACUGCGGUCACCGCUGGACUGAGUAAAGAGCUUGGAGGGGACAAGCCAGCCAUCAGCAAGGUGCCUGUUCCGUCUUACUUGGGAAUGGCUUCUAGCCCAGAGGUUCCUGCCUGGGCUUCUAGUCUCUCUGAACUGUUUGGAGUCUGUCAAUAAAACUUGGUUUAUUUUUUGAAAGAAGAGGUGGCGUGCGCCUUGCCUGGGCCACCUGCACAGAUUUUCUUUCUGUCACCAGGCUUCGGGUUUGUAUUACUCUGGCAGACUCCAGGUCACGAGUGAGUGGCUCGGAGCACUUGUGGUGGGUGGCUGGAUCCCUUGUUGAAGCUCAUGC